GCGCGCCCGCUGCGUGGGUCGGUAGAAUCCUGUGCUAUAGCACUUCCGCGUCAAAUCCGAAAGUCAUACUUCCAGCCGCAUUGCGUCGUUCGUUCCCACUUAGCUGGCUGCCGCGUGCCAUCAGCUGGACUGCACAUCAACGCGACGCGCGAUGCCGCUGAACCGCUCCUCGCAACAACCGCGGCCUGUGCGGUGCUCCACGGUUCCUCGCUCGUAAGCGCCAAUGUGUGCCGAAUAUGCAUCGCGUCUUCAGAUGAAGGACUUACCAUGAGGACGUCUCCUGAACGAAGCGUCGCCGCUGACCGCCGCUUGCUCGGCGGCCAUGGCUCGCGCACCGCGCUGCUCCUGUCAAACGCCAGCGCCACGUAACCGAUCGAUGGCACUUAGGUGAAAGCUGUGCCCACGAGAGGGCGCGACAAGGCCGUUCCUCUUAGGGGAUGCGCUCCCGGCUUCCCGCUGUGAGGGAGCGCAUCAUCGAGUAGUUCCUUCCGACUGCGGCAGCGCCCGUAUCCCUCGGCUCACGUCCUUUGGGGACGCCUCCCAUCGUAGGGAAACAAGGCACCGCAGCGGCAUCGUUCGCGAAAGCCAGACGGUGAAGCGAAACUCGGCCCUUACGUGAAGCGGCAUGCCCAUUCGCGCCGGUGAUAUGUAGAGCAGCGGCCGUUGGGCAUAGUUCGCGGCCCCUGUGCGCAGCCGUGGGCCGGUGUUUUCCGCGACGCGCUUGGCUGCGCGCAUGACUGCGGCGGUCGGUUCGUGCCUCCAUCGACUGGACGCCACCGCCACUCCUUCGCUGGUCGGGAUCCGGGCCUUCACGCAGCAGCCGGCAGUAAAACUGACCGGUGUGGACACGCGCUGCCUUGCCAUCCCGUCUCGCUCGCUGGCCGGUCCGCGGCUACGCGGGCCGACCGGCCGACCAUGUUCCACUGCCCUUUUGAAGCGGCACGAGUCGGACCUGCCGCGGCAGGCUUCGCAGUGGCGCCUGCAGAUGCCAUGGCUGCGAUGCCAUGGCCACGAUGAGCGGCUCCGGCUGCGGCGUGCGUGCCCUGGGAGAUCAACGUGCUGGCGGGCGACGGGUCGUCGUGCCGGGCCGCCAGGCAUGCGGUCAUGCAGCUGCCGCGCUGGCUGCUGGCUUGCGCCCUGGUCAGCCUGGCGGCAGGCGUCACGGGCAUCGUGCUGAGGCGCUGGUUCCGCAGCUACGCCAUCGGCGACAUCCUCUGCAUCAGCGGCAUGACACUCUUCACAACCAUCCUGGCCAGCAUCGCGCUCAAGCUGCUGGGCCACGCUCUCAAGCGCCGCGUGGCCUGUUCGCGCUUCUCCGAGAUCCUGGGCGUGGUGACUCUGCGCUCGGGCACGCAGCUCGUGGAGCCGCAGGACGUGCGCCUGCUGCCGGUCGGCACGCUCGUCUGCGUCGUGCCGCCCACGCAGCCAGUCUUCUAUCCGGACAACGCUGGCGACAUGCUCACCAUCUUCGAGGACUACGCACAGUUCCCCCAGCAGCCGCCCAGGAUGUUCGACACGCACCGCCUGUCGCCGGUGUCCACGGCAAAUCACGCCCUUGAGCGUCGCGCUGACACGCCACCUGUCGUCGUCAACACCUCUUCGUCCGAGGCAUCCACACAAGCAGAACCGCCUACCACUUCGGAAGAGGAUGACGACGCGACCUCAUCGUCAGACCGACCGCCGUCCUACGCCCACCUGUGCGGCGAACCGCCGCCACCUUACAAGACCGACAGCAUGUCCACCCUGAACGAUGACAUCGGCUAGCCAGAGCCUUUAUUGGUUCACGUCACGUAGACCGGAGGAGCGCUGGGUCCCGCCCGGAACAAGGAGCUGCCGUAGACCCGCUGCAGGCACCGCUGGUUCCUCGCAGUGGCGACCUGCGUGAACGGUGGACGAGACUGAACUGCGCGCGCUGUGCAUGUAUACCUGAACACCUCUCCCUUUCUUUGAGAGACCCGCACCUCACCCAUACUUCCAACUCUCGUGCUAAGCGAGCCUACCUCGCUCUCAUAGGCCACGUUUUAUCUUUGUUGUUGUUGUUGUUGUUGAUGUUGCUGUUGUGAAGAAAAAUAUCGGAGUUCUCUUCUUCUCGUUUA
Dermacentor silvarum is the source of this 2096-nucleotide messenger RNA. RefSeq lists its product as uncharacterized. The record is from RefSeq and is a predicted model, not a curated record. The transcript is spliced from 2 exons. The coding region runs from base 1105 to 1764 and encodes 219 amino acids. Lineage: Eukaryota; Metazoa; Arthropoda; Arachnida; Ixodida; Ixodidae.